AUGAUGGUCACCUGUAAUGAAAUCAAAGUAGCCAUUAAUAAAUUGAAAAAGGGAAAAUGUAUUGGAAAAGACAGACUGUGCUCGGAACAUAUCAUAUUUGCGGAUCAAAUACUGUGUGUUCUACUAGCCUUGUGCUUUACUGCAUUCUUUGUUCAUGGACACCUGCCAGACUAUUUUAUGGAUACAAUGAUUGUCCCAAUUGUUAAAGAUAAGACUAAAGAUAUCACAAGAGUGAAUAACUAUAGACCUGUUGCUAUAGUAACCGUUUUAUCGAAAUUAUUUGAGUUGUGCAUCUUAAAUCGAAUUGAAAAAUUUAUCGAGACUAGUGAUUUUCAGUUUGGGUUUAAACGCAAGCAUUCAACAGAAAUGUGUAUCUUCGUAGUGAAGGAAAUUGUCGACUUCUAUAAAAGUCACAACUCGCCCGUUUUUGCUUGUUUUAUGGACGCAACAAAAGCGUUUGACAGGGUAAACCAUUGGAAGUUAUUCAAAAAAUUACUUGAUAGGGGAAUGCCUGUAUUCAUUGUGCGUUGUCUAUUGCAUUGGUAUCGAGGUCAAACUUUUUGUAUCCGAUGGGCUUCAGAAAUAUCUGCGUCCUUUAGAGUGACCAAUGGAGUUCGACAAGGAAGCAUUCUUUCGCCGACGUUAUUUUCAAUUUAUAUUGAUGAUCUCAGUACUAGGCUGCAACAAGCGGGUGUUGGAUGUCAUCUUUUUUAUGCUGAUGAUAUUUUGUUAGUUUUACCUUCUGUCAAAUCAUUGGAAAAGCUCGUUGAGAUCUGCGAGUGUUAUGGUGAGGAGUUUGACAUUCUUUUCCACACUACUAAGACAGAAUGCAUGUCAUUUUUUCCAAAAACGUGGGGACAGACAAGUGUCCCAAGCAUGUACUUGUAUGGUAAACCUCUGGUUUUCGUCUCAGUGAAAAAGUACCUGGGUUAUAUGGUGUCAUCAGAUGGCAAGGAUGAAGCUGAUAUGAAGCGACAAUUGCGGUGUAUUUAUGCUAGGGCAAAUUUUAUUUUACGAAAAUUUAUAAAAAGUUCAGA
Messenger RNA from Saccoglossus kowalevskii, 1037 nucleotides. RefSeq names its product RNA-directed DNA polymerase from mobile element jockey-like. NCBI's taxonomy places the organism in Eukaryota, Metazoa, Hemichordata, Enteropneusta, Harrimaniidae. The record is from RefSeq and is a predicted model, not a curated record.